GUAGAAGACUAGGAGGAGGAGGAGAAAGAGGAGGAGGAAGAAGAUUAGACAACAGAUUUUAUUUACAUGUACUACAUUACUAGAAAGUUGAUAAACUAAAAUAUGAAAGCACUGCUAAACCUUAAGAAUUGUUUGUGAAGUGUCCUGAUAACUUCUUCAAACAGGUCACUUUCCUGUCAAGUAGAAAUGCACAUAAGGGGUGGCAUCCAUUUGGAGAAUGCCUUUCUCCAGGUUGUUUGUAUGCUAUGUAGAUAUUUUCGUUAUGAAUUUUUUUCUUGAAGAUCUUAUUUUAAAUACUAAACUUUAGUCUGGGGAUGAGGCUCAGUGGAGAACACUGGCAUCACUGUACAAGGUGUCCAGUUCAGCCCACAGUGCCAUGAAAAUAAAGAAGCAAAACAAAAGCACCUCCCACCUUUGACCUUCCUCAAACAAUGAGGAUUAGCACUCUGCCUCUUUGUUUGUGAAAAGCUCUCCCUGGCCAUUCUAACAUCUGAUUUUGAGAAGCAAUCUUCCAGGCUACAAAUAAUAAGACUAAAGACCUUUUUGGAAGAGGUUUUAGGGCAACCCAGGGUGAAAAAAUAGAACAACUGGUCCAAUUUAAUGGCCACUUAGGUACAGAACUUGCAGAUCACCAACAAGAUUCAACACUUACAAUCCCAUCUGUAUGGGAAAUGAAUUUUUAAUGUGUUUUAUUGCUACAGGUGGCAACUUGGUAAAAAGCACUGUGUAAUAGCGGAAAUAUUCUAAACACAGUUUUUAUUACCUAAAACAUUACCCAUAGAGCACCAAGUGCAUGGUAGGAUUGAUGACAGGCACCAGAAUUCCAAAAAAAGGUUUCUCUGCUAUAGGAAACAUGUUGCAUAACCAAAUGACUGUUAGAGGUCAGCAUAGCUACAAACCCUCUGUGAACAUCAAUGUUCUUGAGAAGUUCACAGAAGGUUUGUAGCUAAAAAUGUUCGAUCCGCGGGCCUCCGUGCACUCUUCUGGCCAUUCAUAUGCCUACUCUGUGAGUCUUGGGAUCCUGAAUUCCGUGUCCAGUCAGACCAGAAGGAGGCUGAGCUGCUAGGAUGAAGCUCGUGAGAUUUUUGAUGAAAUUGAGUCAUGAAACUGUAACCACUGAAUUGAAGAAUGGAACACAAGUCCAUGGAACAAUCACAGGUGUAGAUGUCAGCAUGAAUACACAUCUUAAAGCUGUGAAAAUGACCCUGAAGAACAGAGAACCUGUACAGUUGGAAACCUUGAGCAUUCAAGGAAAUAACAUUUGGUACUUUAUUCUACCAGACAGCUUACCUCUGGACACAUUACUUGUGGAUGUGGAACCUAAGGUGAAGUCUAAGACAAGGGAAGCUGUUGCAAGAAGAGGUCGAGGCCGAGGUUGAGGAAGAGGACGUGGUCGCGGCAGAGGAAGAGGGGUUCCUAGGCGAUAAUGUCUUUCGAGAUUACUGUUUCAAAGUGAUAAGGAAUUGGGGGAUAGUUUUUGUACAGGUUUUGUUUGUUUGUCAAUUUUUAAUAAACAUUAAGUGUGGGGAAAAAAGAAUGCAAAUGUUCAACUUCUAAUUAAAAAGAAUAAUGAUGUAAUUAGCAAGACACUAUAAAUGCAUAUUUAUAUUGCAAGUGGUAAGGUUUAUGUUGCUGCUGCUGUUGUUUUGAGACAGCAUCUUACUAUGUAGCCCAGGCUGGCCUAGAACUCGCAGUGAUUUCUGCUUCCAAGUGCUGUCAUUACAGACAUGUGCCACCAUGCUUGAUGUAAGUGGUAAAUGUGAAGACAUUUACAGAGACACUACUUGACCAUGGGUCAGACCACAAGAAAAGGAAGACACCUGGGAUCCCUUCUCACAGAUGCUGAUAGUGCCUUGAAUUUCUGAAUUAAAAACUAUUAUUGAGGAAAGAUAGGAAAGAAUUGGACGAGGGCUCUGAAUGAUGAGAAAGUGUGGAACAUAUCAAGCACUCUUCUAGGUUUGGGAUUCAGGAGUCAAGGGGAAGGUAGGAGGAAGACAAGAACAUAGAAGACAAGAAGGAAGGGAGAGGUGUGAAGGGAGAGGUAAAAGGCUCUAGAGAAAAAGGGAGGUUGGGAGGGAAAGGAAGAUGGUAGACGAAAGCGUGGCUGCCGGAUCCACUCACGUGAGAAACAGCGUUUCCUCCCUUUGUGGAGAGCUCUCCUUCCGCCAUCUUCAAGCUAAGGACUUUGUGUUUAAGGAGCGAUAUCCUCUGUUGGGUGCUGCAAUGUUCUAGGCCCUGCUAUAAUAAAUACGGCGUCUCACUAGAACAGAGGCUACCACUGUCCCACCUGGGCCCUUUCAGGAGUCCUUGGCAGCCUUACGAGGCACUUGCCAUGGAAACUCAAAGCUUUCAACCUUGAGCCUGGGUCUUUGUGUAGGAGGGUUUCUCUGCACUCUAACAUGUCCCAAACCUGUAGCCAGGGCAGUGCGGGGCAGGGAAGAAGUGUCCAGGUGUUGAUGACUCGCAGAACUACUGUCGACCCAUGAGUGCCAUUUGGAGAUGUGGACCAUUCGUUGAUUCCUAGCCCUUUGAAGGAAGCAAUGAUGCCUCCGUGAACACAGCCAUUAUUGUUAUUAGUUUUUUGGAAUUGUUAUUGUUAGUGGAACUUGCCUGCCGCACGUCAACAUGGCCUCGCUGUUUCCUGGGGGCCUAUGUCAAACAACCUACUUGUACUCAAAUCUUGUCUUGGAAUCUGAUUUGGGGCAACCUCAAAUAAAGGCAGCAAAUCUCUUAACAACCCAAAGAAAGCAGUAAAAAGCAACUUCUCAUCAUUUUAUACAUGUGCAGAUGGAUACUUGGGAAGAUUAAUUCAGUUGUCUGGAUCAUUUAACUGGUAAAUGCCAAAGCCCGGAUUCAAAUCCAAAUCAAGUGAUCUUAACACUGAGCUACACAGCCAGGCCCAAAUCCCAAGAUGUAAAGUAGGCCUUGUGGAUAUGGUGUGAAAGCCAGAGGCAGUCUGUCUGUCCGUUUGUUUUAAGGUAGCACAAAACUGACUAUUAUUUUCAAAUUCUGACCCUCAUUUUUAUAAAUGCUGCACCAGAGGCGUGUCUGCGAGCUCCGUAUGCCUUUCCUCCUGCCCACUUCAGUCGGCUGAAAACUCAUCUUGUGGUUUCUCCCCUUUGCUGAGAAGGGCGGUCACAGAGAACUGAGAAGCCGAGCAGAUCACUUUUUGCAGGCAGUCAACUUCAAUCACAUUUGGAAAGUGCUUUGACUCACCAAGUAUUCUUAAUCUGUGCCUAUACUGGUCACACACACACACACACACACACACACACACACACACACACACACACACACACACACAUCUCCCAUAACAGUUUCUUGUUUUUGGUUUUGGUUUUUUUUGUUUGCUUUUUGAGUAAUAAUAUGAAAUGAAAGUGAGUGAUGAAAAGAAGUGGAAAAGAAGAAAAAUUACAUCUAAAACUCACUGGCAGCUCAGAAUCUCCUUUCCUUGUCCAUGACCAUGACUCCCAUGCCUCCACAUGGGCAGACAAACACUGGAAGGCAAAUCUGAUCUCAGCUGAUUCACUAAGUGGCUGUGUGAAAUUGAGCAAAUUACCUCACUCCUUGGGGUCUUUGUUGUCCCCUGAGGGGGUGGGGGAGAGUUUCACAUGCAGUUUUUUUUUUCCUAUUUUAGUAUUUCUGUGGGUCUCUCACUCCUGAGAUAGCCAGCAUCGUGGCUGAAGGAGAAUCAGCGUGGCCUCUGGUAUCCCACUUUGCACUCUGUGGGAACUGUGUGAGCUUCCUAAGUUCACACAUUUGUCUUUGCCUUGCCUGCCGCCCAGGAUGUGUUCCCUUCUCCGAGAAAAGUUCAAACCAGUUUUUAAAAUUCUUAAUGACUACAGAAACAAUUGGGCCCUCCUCUGAAUCUCUAAGUAUUUAUUAUCGCACCACUGAUGCAUGUGGCAUUAGCACUUACAGCACAAGAAAACCCUGCAAGAGACUCUACAGUAGGCAUAGACUAUGGUAUUAAUUGCUGGAGAAAUGGUUUGGAGUGCAGUUCUCAACAUGUGGUGGAAAAAUCACGUUGAGACCCGCUAACCUAAGAUUGUGCUCCUUUCUUCCUGAUCAGACCCAUGCUAGCACGCCACACACUGCAGGCUGAGGAUAAUUAGUAUAUAAAUGAAUUCAAAUACCCAUAUACUCG
Peromyscus californicus insignis is the source of this 4147-nucleotide messenger RNA. Its product is annotated as small nuclear ribonucleoprotein Sm D1-like. Gene Ontology annotation, cellular component: U1 snRNP; SMN-Sm protein complex; U2 snRNP. Bases 1068 to 1379 code for a protein of 103 amino acids. The record is from RefSeq and is a predicted model, not a curated record. Gene Ontology annotation, biological process: spliceosomal snRNP assembly; RNA processing. NCBI's taxonomy places the organism in Eukaryota, Metazoa, Chordata, Mammalia, Rodentia, Cricetidae. Gene Ontology annotation, molecular function: RNA binding. The transcript has a single exon.